Messenger RNA from Juglans microcarpa x Juglans regia, 3895 nucleotides. RefSeq names its product protein HESO1-like. Bases 2433 to 3773 code for a protein of 446 amino acids. Gene Ontology annotation, biological process: RNA 3'-end processing. Gene Ontology annotation, molecular function: nucleotidyltransferase activity. NCBI's taxonomy places the organism in Eukaryota, Viridiplantae, Streptophyta, Magnoliopsida, Fagales, Juglandaceae. The transcript has 8 exons. The record is from RefSeq and is a predicted model, not a curated record.
ACUUGUGAGGGUAUGGAAGCCGGAGGCUGCAAGUGACACGAGUAAGCUUGUAAAGGAAUUGGGGGAGACAUUGAGGAGGGUUGGGUAAGGUUGGGUGAGUGUGAAGGAGAAAAUGUAAGAGUAGGUAAUGGUAGAUGAUCGCACUCAACACUCGAAGCUGGGUCCGAGAAAUAGGGUAUGGACUCAAAGAAGGUAACAUCAACACUCGUGAAGUAGGGUCUAAGAACAAGACUAUAACAACGAUAUCCUUUUUGAGUUCAAGAAUAACUAACAAAAAAACACUUGGUAGAACGUGGAUCAAGUUUAUCAAAACCUGGGCCAAGGUUAUGAACAUAGCAAACGUACCCAAAGAUUUUUGGAGGAAGGGUAAAUGGUGGAGAUGAAGGAAACAAGAUGGAGAAGGGAGAGGAACCAUUGAGAACUGAUGAAGGCAUACGGUUAAUAAGCUGACAAGUAGUAAGAACACCAUCACUCCAAAAUUGUUUAGGAACAUGCAUGUGCAGUAAAAGUGUUCGGGUUACAUCUAACAAAUGACGAGUUUUGCGUUCAGCCACCCCAUUCUGUUGAGGUGUAUAAGAACAUGAAAUUUGAUGAAAAAUUUCUUUUCUACUUAAGUAGCAAAGGCACUAGACUGAUAUUCUCUAGCAUUAUCAGAACGCAAAACUUGAAACCUUUUGUUAAAUUAGGUUUUAAUUUCUUUCCAAAACACUUUGAAUAUGGAAAUAAGUUUAGAUAUUGCCUUCAUCAGAAACACCCAUGUCACACGAGAGUAGUCAUCAAUAAAUGUGACAAAAUACUGAAACUUGUUUGAUUUAAUGUUGAUUGGUCCCCAUAUAUCAAAGUGAACCAAUUCAAAAGACUUGAUACUCGUUUAACAACUCGAGGUACAAAAGACACGAUGAUGUUUACUAAUUCAACAUGCUUCACAAGGAAAGGGAGACACAUUCCUAGAUUCCUAAACUAAAGCUUCAAAAGGGAAAGAGGGGUGACCAAGGUGACAACGCCAUUCUUAAGCAAAUGAUGAGGAGGAUGUAAGGGCUCGGGUGGGUGACUGUUUAACAUCAAGAUAGUACAAACCACCAACUUCAGGCCCCGUACCAAUCUUGUUUCCUGUCUUGAGAUCCUGAAAGACACAUGAAGAGGGAUAAAAUGUCAGUGAAUAUUGAAGACUUUGAGUAAUCUUACUAAUGAACAUCAAACUAAAGGGAAAACUAGGAGCAUAUAGAACAUAUGACAAUGAUAUAGAGUCAGUGAGCUUAGUGGAUCCAAUGCCUAUAACUUUAGCAAGAGAACCAUUAGUGAGAGUAACACUUUUUGGAAAUGUCACAGUAUCUAACUUAGAUAAGAUAGAGGACAAAUUAGUCAGAUGUUCAUUAGCUCUUGAAUCAAUGAUCCAUGGAUUUUGAGUGGAUGAGACAAGACAUGCGGACACUGUAACUGAGUGGGCAAGAGUAGUUAUGAAAGAUGAAACCUGUGUGCGACCCAAAAGCUUAUCAUACUCAUCCUUUGAUACACUAAUCAUAUCUUGGCAAAUGACUUGAUUAGUGAAUCCAGAUGGUCUACCAUGUAGAUCCCAACAAUAGUCCACCAAGUGGUUAGUGCGAUCACAAUGGGUGCACUUACGAGAUUCUUGACCUUGAGUGCGAUUACUUUUGGCAUCACGUCCCCCAUGUAAGCCUCUACCACCCUGGCCUCCACGCCCACCAAGAGCAACAUAGGAGGCAACUGCAUCAUGUAACUGUGACUCAAAUUUAGUUGUCGUGGACGCAGGAAAAAUAUCACAAUUGAACUUGGAGACAAAAACUCCACACAAGAUAUGAGAAAAACCACAAUUCAACUUGAAAAUCCGAGAAACACAAUAUUGAUUGCAAUUCAGAGCCGAUACAAUCAAUUUAGAGCCGAUACAAUGUAAUUCUGACCGAUACAACCCGACGGCCCUGUAUCGGUCAGAAUUACAUUGUAUCGGCUUUGAAUUGCACUAUUUUGACCUGUAUCAGCCGGUAUUGGCUUGGAAUCGGCAUGUAUCGGGUCUGAAUCAGUCGGUAUCUACUCGGAACAGGCCGGUAUCGAUCCUUAUCGGAACCGACUUCAACUUAAACUCAAAACUGGAUUAGGUUAUCCUAAACGAGAAUAAGUAGUCUGGGAAUUACCUUAUCCUUGUUACCAAAUAGGCGUUAUUCCAGAUUAGGAACAAUCUCUUACUCCAGGUUGGGGUUAUCCGCACUUGAAGAUGGGAUUGGUUAUCCUUGCAACCAAACACUACGUCCCUUUGACGUUGCCGGCGACAAGCAGCACUUCAGGCGGCCGCUGACGACAGGGAACUGACCCCUGGUGUCCAAAACCGGAGACGACACCGGAAACUCGCAGGAAACACCUUCAAACACCUAUGGGCCGCCGAAGACGAAUAGAGAAGCCACUAUGCUGCUCGGAGGAUGACGACAAACUCGAAUCCGGCAGCUGCAAACACUGGCAAUUCUGAUGAAUCUCCUGUCGUGGAGGCAUUUGGCUCUUUCGUAAUGGAUAUAUUCUGUGCUGGAAGUGAUAUAGAUUUAUCUGUGAAUUUCAGUAACACGGCUGUUAAAAUUUCUCGACAGAAGAGGAUUGAAACCCUCAGAAAGUUUGCAAAAAAGUUUCACACUCUUCAAAGGGGAGGACAUGUUGCUCGCCUUCAGACAAUCACAAUGGCAAGGGUGCCAGUUGUCAAAGUCAUUGAUCGUGGAACUGGCAUUGAAUGUGAUUUAUCAGUUGAGAAUAGGGAUGGUAUUGCAAAAUCCCAGAUUGUCCACAUGGUUUCUAUGAUUGAUGAAAGGUUUCGGAAGCUUAGUUUUUUGGUGAAAGCUUGGGCAAAGGCACAUAGCAUUAAUAGUUCCAAAGAUCGAACUUUGAACUCUUUAUCCCUAGUAUCAUUGGUUGCCUUCCAUUUGCAGACUCGAGAUCCUCCAAUUCUACCUCCCUUUUCUGCUUUAUUUAAAGAUGGAACUGAUCCUGGAAGUGUGGCAAGAAAUGUUCAUAAUUAUUUGGACUAUGGAAAAAGGAAUAAAGAAUCCUUGGCAGAGCUUUUCAUUACUCUACUUAUUAAGCUAGAAUCAGUUGAGACGCUUUGGAAGGAAGGUCUCUGUGCCAGCUUAUAUGAAGGAUCUUGGACAUCUAAAUCAUGGGAUUCUGAGUUGAACUUUAUAAGUGUUGAGGAUUUCACAGAACGAUCCCAAAAUGUUGCGAGGGCAGUAGGAAGACAAGAAGUUAAAAAGAUCUACGAAUGUGUGCAAUAUUCCCUUGGUUACCUUUUGACCUUUCUAGGUGGCCGGAUGCAGCGACCAACAUUAAGGGAUAUUUUGUUUGGUGUCAAUGCAGUAUCUACUUUACCGGAUAUAAGUACUAGAAAUCCUGUGGACGGUGAAAAUACAGCUAGUCCUGUUCCGAGUAAUCCUCGUCCAAUGAAGAAGCAGCGUAUAAUGGAAGGGCGGAAAGGACAACAGCUUGUGGAAGGCUCGGGAAGAAAGCAGAACUAUGAUGCUUCUCGGUUAGGUACUAAUUUCUACCACAGUACAGGGACAUUUCCUUCUGCUCCAACUCAAUUUCCAAUAGGUAUUGAAGGGUCACAUGUUCAUCUACUAAAUCAACCCAUUAUUUAUCCACAAACUUCACCUUGGUUUGGUGCACCACCAUACAGUCAAGAUCCAAUUUUUCCGAACCAAUACCCGGGACAAUUUAAUUCUUUAUCUCUACAGGACUUGAUAAUUUCUGGCCUUCUACUUGGUUCUUUCUAUCCUUAAUGUUGGUAUGCACUUGACAUGGUUGAAAUGAGAUUGCUCCUUUGAGUAUGACCCGAGAUUUGAAACUGGUUCAUUUUGUAUGAUGUUGUUAUCAUGUUAGGGUCAUUCUUACGUACUGAAAA